AUGUGCGACUAUCGAUUUCUCUUUUUAGUGGCUGGUGAUAAUGGAGAGGUGGAGAAAUGGCGUAUCUCUUGUGAAUCACAUAUGCGAAAUGUGUAUGUCAUGUUCACAAUACCUACCAUCUAUGUCACAUUACAGCCGAAACAUACUCCAAGUCCGUAUACUCAGGCGAAUGUACCAAUGUACCCUUCGUAUGGCUAUCUAGGUGGGUUUAUGACUUUAUUUGCUGCUCAGGGCCCACCUCUCUAUCCAUAUGGUGUUGUGUAUCCACCUAUAAUGAGUCAACCAUCAACAUGUAAUCCGGCGAACAAUGACAACAUGGUGCCUGACACCUCUAAAAGGGUAGAAUCAAUUCAACAUAGUGCCUCACGACAAUCCCCCGAACAUGUCGAUUGGGGUGUGGAUAGUGGGUUCAAUGGGUAUUCAACUGGGAUUGAUGAUGGUGAUGGUGAAGGUCAUGAUGAUGAAGUUGAUGAUGAAUUUGAUGAUGGAGGUGAUGAUGAAGUUGAUGAUGAAGGUGAUGAUGAAGGUGAUGAUGAAGUUGAUGAUGAAGAAGAUGAAGAUAUCGACGACAAUGUUGUGUCCCCCUCAAACAUGAUGGGUGGUUUAAAUGAGCAUAUUUUACGCAACAAGAAGAGUAUAGCGAUCCACAAUGUUCCUCGGCUUGACCUUUCUGGAGGGGUUGCUAUUGAAGAGGAUGAUUUGAAUGAAAUCGCUACUCGUUCGAGUAGCGGUUGGAGGAUUCCCGAAGCCAAUUUUCACAAGGUUGAUGUUCAUCCUUCGUCUGAAGAGCCGUCAAUGAUAGAUCAUGAAUUAGACAAAGGCGUUGUCAUUGAAAGUGAGGAAGAAUUGUUGGUAAAAGUAGGUUUAUACCAUUUGAAGCAUAAAGUGGAGUUCCGAACACCGAGAUCUUCAAAUUCUCGGUUAAAGGUUGUGUGCAGGCAUAAAAAUUUCCCAUUCUUGCUUUUUGCGAAUGCACUGACUGGAGGUAGUUGGAAAAUUUCAAAAUUUAUCCAUCCACAUACAUGCUCAGUUAACCUAAAUCAUUCAGCCCCUCGACAAUUGCCUGCAAAGAUCAUUGGAGCAUUAUUCGCGCCGAAGUUGUUGACAGAUGGCCGAUUAUUAAAGCUUGCAGAGAUUAUGGGUGACAUGGAGCGUGAUCAUGGCAUUAAGCUAAAAUACAAUACAGCUCUGAGGUCUCAAAACGCCGCCUACGACUUCAUUUAUGGAGAUCAUAAGAAAUCCUGGGAACUUUUGUCGGCGUAUUUUUAUAUGUCGUUGAAGGAAAAUCCUGGAACAUCGGCAUACAUUGAGACUGAUUAA
Molecule: messenger RNA, 1320 nt
Organism: Striga hermonthica
Lineage: Eukaryota; Viridiplantae; Streptophyta; Magnoliopsida; Lamiales; Orobanchaceae
Source: the annotation of a GenBank genome assembly